AGGAGGAUAUCCGGAAUAGCUGAUGACGUAACAGUGUCAGGGCGUUUGUUUGUGAGAUCCGGCAACAGAUGGCGGUGGCAGGACGGAAUACUUCAAGCAUAAAUCUGGCUGGGUGGAGGUCCUGAUUGAGGAAACAGUCGCUACAGUCGGUGGUCUAUUUUUUAUUUCGUUGUCAUCAAACCACUAAAUCGCCACAAAUAACUUUUGCUCUUCACUUUAGCUUGUUUUGUUGCCAUUUUUUUUUAACUUGGGGCUUUCGUGAAGGCCGCAAAAUCCCCGGGCUCGAUUUGAGGACACAGGGAGUCGAGUGCGUUCGGAAUGUUGGAAAAGUCUCAUAAAAUUGUCUUUGGAACAUUUGCAUACCCUUAAAUGUUAUAAUUUACGUUUUGUAGCAUUCCAGUUUAUUUAUUUUUAAAAAUUUUAUAAACUUGAAGGAAAUAAUUAGUAGUGGAAAGAGUUAGCUAGUGUUGAUGCUAGUCUGCUAGCGGAACUGACGGAUAUUGAAUGAAUGAAUGGAAGGAAGGGCGAGUUACUACUCUCUCUUAAAUAACUACUUUUAUUAUUAGAAUACGUGGAGUUUCACCGGACUGCGCUGGUUCUCCUCCUAGAACACGGUCUCUGAAACCGUGUUUUACUGUUGCACUUUUUUAUAACCACAAAUGGACAGGAAUGCGGCUCCUGGGAGUUGGACGGCGGCUGUUUAGCACGCAAAGAUAGCGCUGUGCUUGGACUGGCCGGCGAACGGUAAUGAUUACUAGGCGGGAGGAAGCUAACUUUAGCUAGCUACAAAUACACAUGCACUACUGAGACUUGGCUGGGAUAGUGCGAAGCUAACGCCCGCUUUGGAAUGGGGAACACGUUGUCAUGCUGCGUCUCUCCGGAGUCGAGCCCCAAACAAGCCUCCAGACAGCCCGCGGAGCGGCUGGAGGAGAUCCAGACCAGCACCGAAGUCAGCGAUGAUGUCACCGUGCCCUACCUGCAGCACAUAAGCGACAGAGAAGUCCCUGAAGAGUUGGCCCUGGAGUGUAACCCAUCAGAUCACGCUCGAGCAAGCACCCUCUUCCUCAGCAAGUCCCAGACAGACGUGCGGGACAAGAGGAAAAGCAACCACAUAAACCACUUCAGUCAUGUGUCACCUGGUCCCCUUUCAAAGAAGUACAGCUCAUGUUCCACCAUCUUCAUCGACGACAGCACCGUCAGUCAGCCAAAUCUGAAAAGCACAAUCAAGUGUGUCACUUUAGCCAUAUACUACCACAUCAAGAACAGAGAUUCUGACAGAUCAAUGGACAUCUUUGAUGAGAAGUUGCACCCCUUAUCAAGAGAGCCCGUGCCAGACAACUACGCCUACGUGGACCCGGAACACAAGCUGAUCUACCGCUUUGUCAGGACGCUGUUCAGCGCCGCGCAGCUCACAGCAGAAUGCGCCAUCGUCACACUCGUGUACCUGGAGCGUCUGCUGACCUACGCUGAGCUGGACAUCUGCCCGGCCAGCUGGAAGCGCAUCGUUCUGGGAGCCAUCCUGUUAGCCUCCAAGGUGUGGGACGACCAGGCCGUGUGGAACGUGGACUACUGUCAGAUCCUCAAAGACAUCACCGUGGAAGACAUGAAUGAGAUGGAGCGCCAGUUCCUGGAACUCCUCCAGUUUAACAUAAAUGUCCCAGCCAGUGUUUACGCCAAGUACUACUUUGACCUGCGACAGCUGGCUGAAGACAACAACCUGAACUUCCCCUUGGAGCCCCUCAACAACCAGCGAGCUCAAAAACUAGAGGCCAUUUCUAGACUGUGUGAGGACAAAUACAAAGACCUAAGUCGAGCCGCCAUGAGGCGAUCGCUGAGCGCCGACAACCUGAUAGGCAUCCGCCGCUCCAACGCCGUGCUCUCCUAAAGCUAGGUCGCAGCGACCACGCCAACCAGGACGCUGCCCGGGAAACCGGCCUGCACUGUGAUUCCCCGCGAAAACUUGAAAGCGUGGUUGAUGACAUGUUACCAUUUUAUUCUCAUCUUUAUCAAUUGUUUAUUUAUUGUUUUGAUUGUUUCUUUGAGGAAGUGUUAAGACACUGAAGGACUUCUAAUGAAACAAAGUUUUUACUUAACUGCUCGCCAUCGAGCAAAGGCAGUUCUCAAUUCUGUUACUGUAAAGAGGCGAGCGGCGCCGGUAAUCAGAGUACUUCUUAACGUGGAGCUAAACCUGCAAAAGAGACUAAAAGAUCCAUCGCUUCACUUCCAUGUUGGCCAUUUAAAAGCUGUUCCCAUGUGACAAUUCGUCGUGGUUACGUUAAACCAGCGUGGAUGAAUCCUCGGAUUAAUUCAUGCGUCCUUUAAAUGUUUUAACAUAUCACAGAAUGACAGGGAUCCUCCUCAGGCUUUCAGAAUAAAUGUCAUUUUUACCAA
Oryzias melastigma (Indian medaka) is the source of this 2391-nucleotide messenger RNA. It is a transcript of the gene ccnyl1, whose product is annotated as cyclin Y-like 1. The coding region runs from base 848 to 1885 and encodes 345 amino acids. Gene Ontology annotation, cellular component: plasma membrane. Gene Ontology annotation, biological process: regulation of cyclin-dependent protein serine/threonine kinase activity; regulation of canonical Wnt signaling pathway. The transcript is spliced from 10 exons. Gene Ontology annotation, molecular function: cyclin-dependent protein serine/threonine kinase activator activity; protein kinase binding. The record is from RefSeq and is a predicted model, not a curated record. NCBI's taxonomy places the organism in Eukaryota, Metazoa, Chordata, Actinopteri, Beloniformes, Adrianichthyidae.